Aureobasidium musti is the source of this 339-nucleotide messenger RNA. NCBI's taxonomy places the organism in Eukaryota, Fungi, Ascomycota, Dothideomycetes, Dothideales, Saccotheciaceae. The record is from the annotation of a GenBank genome assembly.
AUGGGCAAACUUCAUAAUAGACGUCGAACCAGACUGAGGGCGAACGAGAGGACUCACCAUCAAGCUCUUGCUAUUCCACCUCUUUCUGCACCACUCAUGCCUACUCAGACUGUACUCAACGACGAUAUGACUUUCCGUUCUCAGCAAUCUGGUUCUCAGCAAUCUGGUUCUCAGCAUCUGAACCAUCACAGCACUUAUUACUACUCACAUGAGCAACACGAAAGCCGACACACACAAUACUAUGGUGCUGAGGAGGGCGACGAGUCUGGAGACCUUUGUCCUCUGAUGCUCCAAGUUGUCUUGGAUCUGUUUGAUGGUGUUGACUACGAGGACCCAUGA